UCCAUACCAUAUUAUUGGUCGGGUAAAUUUUGGUAAAAUGACGUUUUGCUAAUGUAAAAUGACGUCAUCGUCGGGUAAUAUGAAAUCGCCGAUCGGGUUGAAAUCAUUUAAAAGUUGUAUUCACUAUUGCAUAUAACGGGAAAAUAUCCGGUUGAAAUUAUCAAACAAAAAUACUUAUUAUUCUGGGAAUGUUUCGAAAGAACUGACUUGGACAGUCACUUUUAUUGAUUAUUUUUUAGAGAAUUAUUUAUUUGAGUGUGCAGUUUCCUUCUAUCUUUAGAAUUUUGAGCGCUUCUGUAAAUCGGAGACAAAGUAAGAACUGAGAAGUCAAUAUUUUAGGAGGAGUAUGUCAUCAAGUGUGUGUCAAUAUUCAAUGCUCUCUUGUUGAAUAUUCGCUCCUGGCUUUAAAGUAUGGCGCAAUUCAGACAUCCUCUUCAUCCUCCAUCUUUAUGACAAGUAAAAAAAUGAAUACACGAUGGGAGAAUGCUUGUAAUUUAGUCGUAAAAUGUAGCAGACCUGGGUGAGAAACAUAUCGCCUUUCAGGGCUUAUGGCGAAAGUAUUACCGCCUGAAAAAGACAACGUAAGCUUGAAUCAACUGGACGAACAUUCUGAUGCAAAUACAAGGCGUAUAUCCAGAGGUUUAUCGUCCACGAACUUGCUUUCUGUGUCCGCAACGUCAAAUGUGCGACGUUUGGUUGUCGUUUCAUCGAAAAUUCGACAACCGUCGACUUUAGAAACGGCAGCUUUGAACGGAGUUAGUUUGUUGAUCUAUCAACAGGAUUGUGAGGAUUUGCACAGUUUGCUUGUGAAAAUAAAGGACGCCUGUACGCGUACGAAGCCCGUCAGUAUAGCUUUCUUAGCCCAUGGCCAUCCUGGAAGUAUGGUUUUAUGUUCUUUGCAUGGAGAAAAGGUGCUAUCAAAGCCUUCACUUGAUGAAGAUGAAGACGUCAGAAAUUUCUUCAAGGAAGUCGGAAUGUUGAUUGAUAGAAGUGACCCAUCAUCCAGACUAGAUUUUUUAUCCUGUCCUGUCUUGCUGUCAACGGAUUGGCAAGAUGUUGUCUCUGAAUUGGAAGCCAUUUUGGAGGGAUUGAGCAUCAACAUGACAAAAGAUAUCAUGGGACCAGAAAUUUCCGGAAAGAAGCAGUCAAACUCCGAGGAUGGUGUCGGCUGUGAGCCGGGUGAUUUGUAUUUUGUAUCCGAGAAGCUGCGGAAGUGGUCUGGUGCAACACCUCGAAGUAUCAGUAAUUUCGAAAAGAUCAGAGUUGUUGGAAAAGGGGCGUAUGGCGCAGCCGUGUUAUAUCGUAAGAAAGAUGACGAUUCAUUGGUCAUAUUAAAGGAGAUCAACAUGCAUGAUCUCACAGCACAAGAAAGACAAUUUGCAACGAACGAGGCGAAGAUCAUGUCGAAAUUAAACCAUCCCAACAUCAUCAAUUGCUACGAUAGCUUCGAGGAGGAUGGCACGAUAUGGAUUGAAAUGGAAUAUGCUGACGGAGGGACUUUGGCCCAGUACCUGGCAAAGUUGGACAGCGAAAUGGAGGAAAAGGACAUCCUAAAGAUGUUUUAUGAAAUGGUGCUCGCAUUGCAAUGCAUUCACCAGCAUAAAAUAUUACACAGGGACAUGAAAACGCAGAACAUAUUUCUAACACUGGAAGGUCACGUGAAACUGGGUGAUUUUGGCAUCAGUAAGCAACUCGGUAAUACGAAAAGCAACGCGAACACAGUUCUUGGAACUCCCUACUACAUUUCUCCUGAAAUUUGCGAAGGUCGUGAUUACAACGAGAAAAGUGACAUUUGGUCGCUGGGAUGUGUCCUUUAUGAAAUGGCCAACAAACAGAAGACGUUUGAAAGUACAAAUUUACCCGCACUUGUAAAUAAAAUUGUAAAGGGUCAAUUUGCUCCCAUACGUGGAAACUACAGUCACGAUUUCAAGUCUUUGGUCCGCGAUUGUCUGCAAAUCGAACCGCAGUACCGGCCGAACGCGUCCGAACUGGUGUCGAGAGUUCACGAACUGCUUUGUCAGUUUGACGAAUGCGAUGCAAACUCUUUGGAAAACGCCCUGAAUCCACAACGGAAAGAAAAACGGCGAUCCAUAUUGUAUUAUGUUGAUUUGGGAACAAUGUCGGCUGUUUUGCCCAUCGAUCUUCCUGUAAAAAUCAAACUUGUUGAUGUGAGUGUUGGCAAGACUCACGUGUGCGUGGUAUCAUCGGAGAGUGCCGUAUAUACCUGGGGCGACAACAGCCGGGGACAGCUCGGUCACGGAGACCUGGUAUCGAGAGAUAUACCCACGCAAAUCGACGGAGUGAAAGGGAAAAAUGUUGUAACUGCUUGCUGUGGUGAUCGUUUUACUGUCCUGCUUACUGAUAAUGGCAUUGUGAUGUCAUGCGGUGACGGUGAUCACGGUUGCAUGGGCCACGGUGAUUGGUCGAGUGUUUCCCGCCCAAAGUUGGUCGAAGGUUUAUUAGCUGUAGAUACCGUUAGCUUGAGCUGUGGGCCUCAUCACGUUGCCGUUUGUGACGAUGGCAGUGUGUACACGUGGGGUUGCGGCACGGAUGGACGGUUGGGGCUUGGGGACGAAAACAACAGGAAGUCUCCUGAAAAGGUGGAGUUUGUCGACCGUGUAAAAAUCACAAAAUCGAGGUGUGGUGUGGAUGGAACGAUGUUUCUCACUGAUACUGGAACAUUGUACGCUUGUGGAAGAAAUACGAACAAUAAACUUGGUCUCAAUAAUCGACAGGGCUUUCUUGUUCAAAUGAAGAAUCUUUUGACAAAGGUUCAAGUGGAAGGACGAAACACACCGACCCCUCUCAAAGUUUUAGCGCGACACAUCGUGAUUGAUAUGUGCCUGGGUCCAACUCAUAGUUGCGUGCUCAUGGAGUCGGGACAACUACAUACGUUUGGAGAUAAUAGAUACGGUCAGUUAGGACAGGGUAACCUGAAGACUGUCGAAUCACCUGCUUGUGUUAGAUCGAUGGUUGGAAAACACGUGACGAUGAUUAAAUGUGGCGACUACUUUACAUUGACUGGUACCGACGAAGACACUAUAUAUUUCUGGGGCAGUAUGCCUGGUGUCGAUUGUGACGACGCUUUUAUUCGUAGUGCAAGUUUGAGCUCUGCUAUUUCCGAAAACAACAUAACUUCACCAAGACCCAACUCUGGGAGACAGGAUUAUGGCUCGCGUUCAAGACCUGUAUCCGGCGUCGAUCACGACUGUCUCUGGCAUCGUCGUAAGGAUGCGCUCUCGGACAGUACGAAUGUAAACCUUACCGUUGAUGGGAUACAUGGAUCUACUAGUAAUGACCGACAUCGUAGCGGAUACUUCCGAAGCUAUUCCGGAAACUACCUUCGAGAUUGCGCGCUAAGGAACGUCUUGUCCCGAUGUCGUAUAGACGGCUGUCUCCGAGUUACCAUUUCUGAGCCGUUAUCAACACCGAACCUCCUCUUUCAAUGGGAUGCGAUUAACGGGCCCAACGAAAAGGACGGCGACUACCCGGUGUUCCUUAGGAAAAUCGCCGGUUACGGUGAAAAUAUGUUUGUGCAGAUCGACACGACUGCGCCCGCGCCUCGAAGGAAGUCUAAAAGAAGAUCUUUAAAACGUGAAGAUAGUUACACGAAUCAUAGGAAGCUUACCAACGACAACAACCUCAGGAAGUUUUCCAAACAUGAAUUGAAUGACUCUGGUACAAGAAGGCAAACGGAUUCUUCGACAACAGCUGGACAGUCGAGCUCGUCUGAAAUGGAUACACUGGGCGAUGCUCCCACUUGGUUGAAAAACGAGCUGGAAAACGGUAUCCACAACGGGGAGGUCGACGACGGUAUUUCUUCCGUGGAUGAUAGUGCCGACGCUAUGAGCGAUCAUGACACCGACGAAGAAGUUUUUAUUCACACCAAAAUAGACAAGGCGGGAAAAAACAUCGCGCCCAAUGAUAACGCUUACUCCAAGUAUAGGGCAAAACCCAAGGUGCCCAUCGAGGUGAAGAAGAACAUUACGGGUUCUAACCAUAAGCAUGGUUCCUUUGAAUUGAAUGCAGAUACAAGUGUCGCAGUGCUACCUGGUCAGGUGCCUGUUAUUGGGAACCAGUCCAUGCAAUCGCGACUAGUCCGGCGGAAGCGUCCUAAAGUUUCCCUGAACUCUCAAGUCUUCUACCAACCUGGAGUGCCACGUACCAAGCACAGUGGCGUGACCGCCAGCCUCCGAGCUCCGGUCGGUGCAGACAAACUCCGGCCGUCUAGCGUGACUUCGGAGAGUGGCGUGGAGAUGACUCCCACGGAACAUCGAGGAUCGAUAGAGAGUCGGAUGAAAGCAUCUAAAGGGAGUGCGAAAAGCGUUCCAAUCAAACGAGGGUUAUCACCGAGCGAGCCACGAAAGACGCACGUAGCGCCCACGAGUGUGAAAACAUUAGAGAAACCAAGCCCACCCUCAAAUGAUGCCAGGCAACGUCCUGCAACAAGAACGUCAUCUAAUGGUUCGAUUCCUGCCAAACGACGAGUGGCUUCGCGUGAUGACAACAAGACAAAGAUGCCCGCGAUUGUGACUCCAAACUCGACUGCGCGAAAAGAGUCACGUGACAAGCAAGUCAGUCCAGCGGUGCGUGUUACAAAGUUCGCAAAGCCGAGUGACGCUUAUAUGAAAGGAUCUGUUUCCGAUAGUCAUAUAGAUUAUCAUGAAGAACUCAGAGAAGCUAGGUUACGAGAGAGAGGUCUAGUCGACGAAAUCCAGGUUUUGAAAACUGAACUGCUCAAGCAAAGCAGUCAACUUCAGGAAAACUUCCACAUCGUGAUCUCCCUGCAGGAACAGGUUGCACGACUACAGGAGGAACAAUUAAAGCAACAAGCGAAAGAAAAGCGCCAGAACAUCGCAAACCAAAGACCUGAGAUGAAUACAACACAUCGGCGUUCAACCAUGAAGAGUGCCGUGUGUUCAGUGAUGUAGGUGGAGUAAACACUGAGGAUGUGUUUGACCCUACAGACCUGGGCACGAGCUGGUCUUUUGAAUCCAAACUGCCAUAGAAUCUGAUCUUUAAGGCAAGUGAAAUGUUCUGAAAGGCAGUGUAUCCUCUUGCGACCCGAUAGAGAAGAAAGUUUAACAAAACCGAAUCAUCAGCGCUAUUAAGUAUAAUAGAGCUAUUUUUGACGAAAAUGGAUGUAAAAAAGCGAAAUACUUUUGCUAUUUGUAUUUAUAGUUCAGCUAGGCUGAAUGCGAUUUUUUGUAGAUACUAUUUGUAACUCUUUUUAACGACCAUACAAGAAUGUGUAAAAAAAUUUUCGUAAAUUCCGGCAUAGGAAACGUCUCUUUUUAGUACGACCGUACGUUUUUUUUUUUUUGUUAAUUUUUCGUUUUAGAAAAAUGUGCAUUUGAUUGCGAGUACAUAACUUCGUGUAUUUUACACGUCCUGUGCUCAUGUAUGCUGUGAUGAAGCUAUUCUUCGUGUUAAAGUGUGAAUGUCAACCAUCAUGCAAUGCGCGAGUAAUCAGCCAUUUUUCAAAGCACGAAAUUAACUGGCAAGAGUAGUAGAGAUGUAACACCGUGGUUGCCUCAAGUUCUAUUGUUCUAGUACGACGAAUUUAUCAGAAUUAAACCUAUUCAAAUUCAAAGACGACUUAGCUUGUCGUCUGUAGUGGUACUUGUACUAACAUUCCCGUAUUUUGUGCUUGAAAUCAAAAAGUCAACACAAAGCAUUCCCAACAAUUCGUUAACACCAUCUCUGACACUGUGUGAAGCACUGACUAAAACGUUUCGGCAAAACAAAGCUAAACUAUUGUAGUUUGGUUACUGUAGUAGUAUUUGAUGUAUGUGAUUCUACAAUCGUUUUACUAUUUCUUGUAAAAGAGGAUAUGUAACUGAAAUUAUCCGAGUCAUCAUGAAAUACAAUGAGAUCCCGUAUGAAAAUAAACAUAUGCGCGCAAUGCACGAUGGUUGAUACUCUUUGAAGUAAUUGGAUGAAAAUAUUCUCUAAUUGUAAAUAUAUUUUUAGAAUUACAUCAAUUGAAUUGACCGUGUA
Molecule: messenger RNA, 6000 nt
Organism: Xenia sp. Carnegie-2017
Lineage: Eukaryota; Metazoa; Cnidaria; Anthozoa; Malacalcyonacea; Xeniidae
Biological process (GO): protein phosphorylation
Molecular function (GO): ATP binding; protein kinase activity
Source: RefSeq, a predicted model, not a curated record